CUCAUCCUCCUCUUGCCACCACUGACACCUUCUAGCUUUGCUCAGUUCUGCCGCUAGUGGAAGAGAGCCAUGGAUCUGGGAGCCUCAGAAAAUGAUUCCGUUGUCACGGAGUUUGUCCUGUUGGGUCUAACAGAGACUCCCUCUCUACAUCCCAUCCUCUUUGUCAUCUUCCUUCUUGCUUAUGUAGCUACUGUGGCUGGCAAUUUCAGCAUCCUGGCUGCCAUCUUUGCUGAGCCCAAACUCCACACCCCCAUGUACUUCUUCCUGGGGAACUUGUCCCUGCUGGAUGUCGGGUGCAUCAGUGUCACUGUCCCUGCCAUGCUGAGGCAUUUCAUGUCCAAUAACAGAAGCAUUCCCUAUAUAUCCUGCCUCUCACAGCUCUUCUUCUUCCACCUCCUGGCUGGGGUGGACUGCUUCCUGCUGACCGUCAUGGCCUAUGACCGCUAUCUGGCCAUCUGCCAGCCCCUCACCUAUAGCACCCGCAUGAGCUGGGGAAUCCAGCAAGCCCUGGCGGGCAUGUCCUGUGUCUUCUCUUUCACCAAUGCACUGACCCAAACUGUUGCCUUAUCGACUCUUAACUUCUGUGGCCCCAAUGUGAUCAAUCACUUCUACUGUGACCUCCCACAGCUCUUCCAGCUCUCCUGCUCCAGCACGCAGCUCAAUGAGCUGCUGCUCUUUGUAGCAGCAGCCUUCAUGGGUGUGGCCCCCUUGGUCCUCAUCACUGUGUCCUAUGGGCACGUGGCAGCUGCAGUCCUGCGGAUCCGCUCUGCAGAAGGCAGGAAGAAAGCCUUCUCCACGUGUGGCUCCCACCUCACUGUGGUGGGCAUCUUCUAUGGCACAGGUGUCUUCAGCUACAUGAGGCUGGGCUCAGUGGAGGCUUCAGACAAGGACAAGGGGAUUGGCAUCCUCAACACUGUCAUCAGCCCCAUGCUGAACCCACUCAUCUACAGCCUCCGGAACCCUGAUGUGCAGGGCGCCCUGCGGCGGGUUCUCAUGGGGAGACAGCCCCCCAAGUGAGAUCCCUCCCUCUAGCCUUAAAGAAUGUCAUGGCUCUGCUUACUGCUUCCAAGAGGUAUUGUGAUUAGUAUAAGUGAAAUGUGGAUACUAUGAAAUCGGAUCAGGGACUGGGUUAGGAAGGAAAGUGCAAUAAAAAGGAUAAUUGCUCUUACUGAUGUCAGGAUUACCAUGUGCCGGGUCACUCUUCUGAGUGACUGACAUCCAUUAACUCCUUUAAUCCUCAGAACAACCCUAUGAGAUAGACACAGAUUUACAAAAUACAGAUUAGGAAACUCAACCUAAGAGAGGUGAAGUAACUUCCCAAAGUCACACAGCAAGUGAAUGUCAGAGCUGGGAGCUGAACCUAGGUAGGCUACGUCUUGAACUACUGCCUCUCAAAGGUAAUAAAUCAUUUCAAUGAGGAAGGGUAUCUGCAAGUUGUGUUGGACAGAUGGGCAAUAAAGGGGAAAAAAAGAAAAGGGAGA
Molecule: messenger RNA, 1481 nt
Organism: Phacochoerus africanus (Common warthog)
Lineage: Eukaryota; Metazoa; Chordata; Mammalia; Artiodactyla; Suidae
Product: putative olfactory receptor 3A4
Exons: 1
Coding region: 70-1017 (315 amino acids)
Biological process (GO): G protein-coupled receptor signaling pathway
Cellular component (GO): membrane
Molecular function (GO): olfactory receptor activity; G protein-coupled receptor activity
Source: RefSeq, a predicted model, not a curated record